AAACAGAGCUGAAGCCAGGAUAGCCAAUGUCGUCAAGUAAAAACCUGGGAGGAGCUCGCCGACGCCGGACCCGUUGCCGGAAGUGCGACGCCUGUCUGCGGACGGAGUGCGGCGAGUGCCACUUCUGCAAAGACAUGAAGAAGUUCGGGGGACCAGGGCGAAUGAAGCAGUCCUGCCUGCGGAGACAGUGUACUGCGCCAGUUCUACCUCAUACAGCUGUAUGUCUCGUUUGCGGAGAGGCAGGGAAAGAGGACACAGUGGAAGAUGAAGAAGAACAGUUCAAGCUUUCUCUAAUGGAAUGCACAAUCUGUAAUGAGAUUGUACACCCCAGCUGCAUAAAGAUGAGUAAAUCCGAUGGCAUUAUCAAUGAUGAGAUUCCAAACUGCUGGGAAUGCCCCAAGUGCAAUCGGGAAGGCAAAUCAAGCAAGGACCAAGGUGAUGGGACUGGGAAGCGAAGGACUGAUAAUGGUGAAGAGGGAGUACGGUGGAAACUGACAGAUGAACCAGCGCAAAGCAAAAAGAAAUCUACAGAGGACACCCAAGGGCACAAGAGAAAAAAGGAAAAAGAGGUUCCAGUAGAGACGGGACCAAAAAAAAAGAAACAGAAAGCACCUCAGGGAUUGAAUGAAAAUUCUGCACAGUUAGAGAAGUCCCACCAGCGAGAGAAGCUUGAGCAUUUCAAGCGCAUGUGUGAAAUGUUGGAGCGGGUCAAGAAUAGUUCAAGCUCUAGCUCCAGCUCUGAUUCAGAUUCUGAUUCGGACUCUCAGGGCUCAGAUGCAAGUAGCGAUGGUUCCAGCCAAGGCUCCACUGGGAGCCACCGCAACGCCAAGAAUCGCCACUUUGCACCACUAGGUUUUAGUGAGAGCGAGGAGGAGGAGGAGGAGGAACGAAAUGGGGGUUCUGACUCUCGAAAUGGAAAACCAAAAUUACGGGGCAACUCACAGGAGAAAGAGAACAACCAUCACUCUGUUAAGGGUGACAGAACAAAACAGACCUCAGUCCGUAAAAACUCCAGGCCUGCAGGGCAGGUGGGACUCAGGAUUGUGGCACGGACACAGUUUCUCAACCGGCCGCUGGUGCCAUCUCCACCAAAGCCACUGCAAAUGGAACGACAUGUAGUAAAACCGCCCCCUGAUAGCCCUGAGCCAGACUCCCUACCUUUGGACAGUGGUUCAGACCACGUGAUGCAGCGGGAUAUUUGGCUGGCUGUGUUUCAAUACCUCAGUUAUAAGGAACUUUGUGUUUGCAUGCGAGUUUGCAAGACAUGGAGUCGAUGGUGCUGUGACAAACGCCUGUGGACCAAGAUUGACUUGAGCCGCAGGAAAUCUAUCACUCCUGCAAUGUUAAGUGGAAUUAUCCGUAGGCAGCCUGUGACCCUUGACCUCAGCUGGACCAACAUCUCCAAGAAGCAACUCAUGUGGCUUAUCAGCAGACUCCAAGGUUUAAAAGAGCUGAUACUCUCUGGCUGUUCAUGGUCCUCUGUCUCUGCUUUGUGUGGCACUAACAGUCCCUACCUCCACCUUCUAGACCUGCGAUGGGUUGAAGACAUCAAGGACUCGCACAUAAGAGAGUUGAUGUCUGCACCUGCUGACUCAAAGCCAGGUCAGAAUGAAUGUCGGGGGCGGCUACAGAAUAUCACAGAAUUCCGACUGACAGGUCUAGAUGUCAUGGAUGGAUCCUUGCGGCUAAUGGCACGUAAUAUGCCACAUCUGACCAAACUGGAUCUCAGCCACUGCAAUCAUGUGAGUGACCAGUCCAUCAACCUGUUGACCGCUGCUAACUUCCCAGUCCGGGAAACACUCACUGAAAUUUGCCUAUCGGGAUGUAAUCGUCUUACAGACCAGUGCCUGCCUUUGUUCAAGCGCUGUGUAAAAAUAUGCAGAAUUGACCUUCGUUCCUGCAAACAGAUCACACUUGAGGCAUGCCAACGCUUCGUGGAAGAUGUGUCAUCAAUCAAUUCCUUGAAGUGUUUAGAAGACAAACUGAUUCUGAAGAACAGCUAACAUCUAAGAACAGUCUUAAACUUAAUGCACUGAACUUGUGUCAAUCACUCCUGUCUCCGGAUGAUCCGGGCAGUGUGCUGCAAUUUUUUUUCUUCUUAUCCCCUUUCAGUACAGUUUUUAUUGGGAUUAUAGAAGUUGGGGGAAGGGGGUGCCUGUCUGACCACUGUAAAGUGUGUUGUGUGUACAUUUACCAAAGGCUAUUGUCCAGAGCAUAAAAUGCAACCUCACUUUGCUUAGUUUUAAAAUGUCCAGUAUAUCCUGGUUUUGUUGCCGGGUAUUAUGUUUCAUGUAAUAGCUUGGUGACGGUGAAGCUGUGGAAAGGAGUUGUAGUGAAUUUCACCACUAUUCUACCUGUUGCUUCUUUGCUGUCCAGUCUUAGAACUGCUUCAGGGUUAAGGCAAAUAUGACUGCUGCCUUUUUUGUCGGUGAAAGAUCUAUGCGAGGGGAGCUGUCCAGGUCACCUGUAAGCCAUGAACUAUAGUUGUCUCUCUCUCCCUUUUUUUUUUUUUUGGCUUAAAUAGCUCUGUUGGGAACAGGGACUUGGGAAUUUUAACACAUUCACUUGUGUAGGCAUGACCAAAUAAAAAUAACACUGUUGGUGGCCAGUUUCAGCUUGUCAAGAGUCUUGGAAAUGGGAGGGUGGGCUUUUGAGUAGGGGAGGUUAGUCAGUAUGAUUUUGAUUGUAAUUUUGUUGCACCCCGCUGCUUGCCCAUAUUGGAUAUAUAUCAGACCAUGGUUUCAUCUGAUUUAAUUUUUAAAUAGAGGAUCCUCUUUAAACAACUGCUGUAAAAUAGACUGAUUCUUUGUUUUCCUAAGCAUACUAAAGCACUUUGACUUCUUCAGUUAACUUGGGCCAAGUGUCAGGUGUCAGCUAAUUAGAACUGGAGAGAACCACCUUAAACUUCUUUUAUGAAUACUGCCUCCAUUGUACUUUUUCUGAGUGAUAAGAAAUAGGUUUUGCAAGGUUCUUGUGACUGGUAAAACUUAAUUGACCUGCUGUCCCUCCCUUCCUUACUCCACCUAUGGAAAACAAAAAGGGGUGGAGCUUUACUCCUUCUGAAAGUAUUUCUUUUCGGCAGUAAUCGUUUUUCUAUAGUUUAUUGCAUUCUUUGUCAGAUUUUGACUUGGUAUGACAGUUAAGUGGUUCUUUUCUUAAUGGUGGCAAAAAAACUGUUGGAACUAUUUUGUUGUCACAUACAUCAUCCUUUAAAAAAGUGGACAAUUAUACAUUUGCCUGCCCUUUCUAUAGCUAGGCAAGUGUAAAUGUUACAGUGAAAAUGCAUUUUGUUGUCCAGGAGAGAGUUUUAAAUAGGAGGAAGCAGUGAUCUGACAUUGAGGACCUCUUUAGAUAAGUCCUGUGGUUUGGUCCAUCUUUUGACUAAUCAGAAUUUGGCUUAAUGUUUUUACAGAUGUUCUUAAGCUUAUGUGUACAUGUGAAUGUAUAUGGAUCCAUGUUGUUGAAGAGUUUCAGCCAUAAAACUUCACGUAUCCCCCAUGAGCAGUUAGGAUCUCCAUCCUUGUUGAUGUAUGUCUGUUAAGGAGCCUAUGUUCAUUCUCUGUUUGCUUGUGCUUGAAACUUGCCCAAAUACUGCACUAGAUGGUAAAAGGAGGGACACUUCUAGGAGUGGCUGGAGGGGUCUUUUUCUUGUGACUGGGGAAGAAAGCAUUUUGCUGUGGUCUUCUGUCCUUGUUGGGAAUUAAAGUAGCUUCUGCCUGUUGGGGUAGUGGAUUAGAGGUGUAGGAAAGGCCUAUCAACUGGGGGAAUGAUUUUUUUAACCCAGUCAUCGACUCGUAUCAGCUCAAGCCUGGCUCAUUUCUAGCUUGAUAUCGAGGAGUGGCCCCUUGAGUCAUCUUAUGGAUUUAUGGCGCUGAGAACAAAGAUAUCUCCUGAUACCUCCCCGCCCCCUUGAGAUAUCAAAUACUUGGUUGAUUCUUGGUGGGAGUUUAAGUUACGGGUGCAGGAUCUCAUGUUUAUGAACUUUGGUGUAAUGCAAGCAGCAGGCAUGACAGUGCUGUUUCCCCUUCUCAUUUGCACAUGCCCAUUCAAAUUCGACUUUUGUCCCAACUAAUAUUGGGAAAGUCCCUGGAAUUGGUUUGCUCAAGUCCAUAUAUAUAUAAUGGACGUAAAGCUGCCUGCCUCUCAGCGAACCUGGUGGAUGGCCCUUGUCUGAAAAGGGUAACAACAGUGAGCCCUGCUGAUGCCCCCCUCAUUUGUACACCUCCUUGUUUUGGAUUUCCAUAUGGCUAAUGAAAUCUAGCUUGUUUUUUCAGCUUUUUGCACUCUCUCCCUCCCCGGACUAAGAAGCCUUUGCACUCCCUAGUCAUCCCUCCCUUGGAGCCAGCUGGAGGCAGACUUCUGGCCAGUUAGAGUGAUUUGCCAAGCACCCUCCGCUGAUUCCUUUGUCAUUUCUUCAUGCUGCCUGUCAUCCCAGGGGCCCACUGCUUUUUUUGUCUCCCCUGCCACCUGAUAAAAGGAGUCUCUCAAGUGUUUGGAUGGUGUGGCACAACUGUACGUCUCUACAUACUGGAGCUUAGUGCUCUGCACUCCAGUCCUCUUCUGUACAAAUUUCAUGCCUUUCAAAUGGAACCAGUGGGGAUGCUUAAGGUUGUAUUUCAAACUCUGUACAGAUGCUCAACUAGCCUAACAGACAUUCAUAUGUAGUUUAGGGUUCAUGGAUACUGUGUGCAGGGCUGCAGGCUCAGGCAACUGCUUGCACAGAAUGUGUUUGGCUGUGGUUGCAUUUUGAGAGCUGACAGAGUUUUCCAUGGCCAGUACUUUCUGACUCCUGUUAAAGGGUUUCCUUAAGAGAAAGUAGGUCACCACCUAAAUUAGGAAGACCAUUUUCCCUAUCCUUGAUACAGGGUCUUCUAAGAAGAGAAAUUCUUAUUGCCAUCCUGAGGGCAAGACGUGGAAGCCUGUCAUAUCUAUCCUCCUCCUCUGUGGGUUGGAAACUAGAAAUCACCUUUACCUAUUUUCUUGCUGCAGUCAGAACUCCAGUCCUGAGCUUGACUCAGAUGGGAGAGGGCAUCUAUACUGGUUGUGAGAGCUGUUUUUUAAAUCAAAUGGAUUAGGAGCUGAGACACUCUGCAACCCCCACUAUGUUCUGUUUCUCUUGUAGGCAUAUAUUGCAAAAGGGCAAUAAAGGAAUGCCCCUUUUCAGAGGAAAGAUGGAGGUUGCUCAUUUCCCCUCACCAGACUGAGCAGGUGUUUGUAUGUGGUUCUUUGCUUAGUCUUUGCUAUCUGACAUACUGGGUCCAGUACCUCCCAAGUCCUUGAUAGCAGUUGCAGCUUAAUGCCAGUGGUUCUUGUGCAGUAGUUCAAGCUUUUCUGUUGUGGUUGGACAUCAUUCUGGGAAGGGGGCUGCCUUUUGAUGCUGAAUCUAGAGCAUCUCAUGUUGUCCAUUAUAAGUGAGACUCGUGAACUCCCUGUAUUUCUCAUUUUGGAGUGGCUGGCUUUUGGUUACCCUGCCUUGAGGAUUUUAGAGAGCUUCUCUGUGGGGUUCCCACUCCAUUAGUCAUAAUUUUUUUUAGCACUGCUAUGUUUUUUGCAGAUGCCUUUCUUGGCACUUGCUGAGUUUAUAUGUCCUUUGUUUUAAAAAAAAUGCGUUCUCUCUCUGCUCUUUGACAGUCCUUUGUGUGUCUAGGAGGUCUCAGUUUGGGAGUAGGCACAGUUUGCAGGUUGAAUUUGGUCCAGAUUCUGUUGUCUGGGUAAGCGUGCAACCAUAUUUUCAUGAAGCUAUGGCAAAGCUAAGAGGUUUUGGACAUUUCUAUAUACUGUGAGGAAUUUGGCAGCACUGCCACCACACAUUCAGAUGUUCCCUUGGUGUCUACUUGUAAAUCCUUGAACUAGUGGUCAGUCCCCACAAAACUGUAAAUGGCCUCUUCCUUAACUGGUGGUAUGUCCCCACAUAACUCUAAGUGGUCCCUUUCUGAAACAGGCCUGUUUCCUUUCCCAGAAAAUAUUUACUAAGUUUCCUUUAGUUUAGGGCAUUGCUUCCCCUUCCCCCUGAGGAGGUUUGCUCUUGUCCAUUUAGAGCUUAAGCUGUGCUUUCUAGCCUUUUUUUUUGGCCGUAGGCCUGAGCUUCUUCUCAGGACCUCCUUCUUUGGGGUCAGCACCCAGUCUGUAGUGCAGUAAACUUUGCUCUUCUGGUUGGGAGGCGAGUUUCAUUCUGUUAGCAGUUUCCAUCCUUACAGACGAGUGUGCUGGCAAUUGCUCUAUAUCAUUCCACAACCCCCCGUAGUAUUCUGGAGCUGUGCUUUCAGUUGCAUUGUCUGUCCAGACUCUUCAAAGGUGUGUCACUUCAGAGAUAAGCCCUCCUGCUGUCAGGGGUGACACUGCCUCCAUCUUCUGCUCACUGCAGCAUUUGUAAGAGGAGAGUUUGAUGUAGUUGCGUUAAGUCUUAAAUAUGCUCGCCUCAGUUCAGGAUUUAGCUUAUUCAUUCCCAAGUGGUAAGGAGAUCCCUGCUGUUGGCCAGCAACGUCCAUUAAACAGCUUUCUCACCUUGGUACCUGAUCCAAGUUUUAUUCCCUUUAAUCUCACUGGCUGAAUAGCUGUGUCCUUGAAGCUUCUAGAAAGCAUUUCAUUCGGGCCUUCAAGUGAAAAUGGCUAUCAGUGUGGACUGUCUUGUACUCUGUACCAUAUUUUAAACUAAGGAAAGUGGAACGCCUACUCUUUGGUGGUACGUUGCUUGCUCAGAGAUUCCCUGUAGUAUCUAUGCUUGUUUGGCUUGGUGAUCUGUCUCCUGGCCCUAGAAGUGUAAAGCUUUUAAAGUUAUCAGUUUUACAGUGCAGUGACACACGUAUUAUUUUCUGGCAUCAACUGACUGUCUUCUUGCCUUUGCCGAGGUCAGAUUGUAUUCCACUGUGGGAGUGGUUGCCUCCAGUACUUGCUUUAGAACGUUCUUUCCCAGAUGUUGACAACUCAGAUAUUAGGUCUGUUGUACCACUUUGUCCAACCAAUAUAGCUUCAGCCAUCUGGAAGUUGGGCUACUCUUGGUUGUCUGCUCCAGAGCCUGAACAUCUGACCUCCACUUUGCAGUCCUCUACUUCCUCCCAAGUGAAUGCUCCAUGAGAUUCUGCCCCACCUGUAAGACCCAAGGAGAGUCUUUCAUCUUACGUUGAUGUGCAUUCUUGCUAUGUUACUGGAUGUGCAAGAGAUUUUCUUUCAUUGAGUAUUCCAACCUUCUGAAUGUGUGUGUGUGUGUGUGUGUGUGUGUGUGUGUGUGUGUGUGUGUGUGUGUGUGUGUGUGUGUGUGUGUGUGUGUGUGGACAGUGCACCCAUCCAGACUUCGCAGUUAAAUUCCCUGUGAACCAGGCAAGUGUAUGCUAGUACCACUAGUCAGUCUGUGUGGGAGUGCACAUCUUCAUUCCUGUUUAAUGUACUACAAGCUGCCUUCUAGUAGAUGGACAGAUACUUAUGUGGUUGGAUCCAUUAUAAGGGCAUGCCUAUUACUUGUGUAGUUGGAUCCAUUACAAGGGUAUGUCUGAGUGUAGGAAAUGCCAAAAAAGUCUAAUUUUUGGUAGAAAAGAUGAAUCCAGGUGUAGAGGACUGUGAAGUAGGACCCCACUAGUAGAUUGAUACUGAAAAUGUAUUUUUUUCCUACUGAACUGCACUAAUUGUUUUUGGCUAUGAAGUAGACGAGGUGUUGAUCCCUUUUCUGCACAUUGCUUGUGUUUGGAGUUUCACAGUGUGGCGCUCAACUGUCGCAUCUAAUUUUUUCAUGAGGUGGUGGUUUUGAUGUGAUAAGUUGACAUUUUCUACCUUGGUGUCAUGGCUUCCUUCUUUGGAUGCUUUCUCUAAGCAGUGAAGCACCAGCUCUGUCGAUAUAUUUUCAUUAGUUUAUGCAAAACAAGGAAUCCUAUUGCUUUUGUCAUAUACACUAAUAUUUCUUUCAGACCAGUUGUGAUUUUAAAGAAAAUUGAUAUGUAGCUGAGCUUCUACCAAGGUCCACGUGGCAGCCAUUGAUGGGCUUUAUUUUGAUAUUUAGCAUCGCAUUUUUUAUCGUUACCUAAUUUAGAAGUUUUUUUCUAAUGUGAAUGUUAGGAUUUGGGGGGAGGGUUGUAGUACAUGAGGAGCUGCUUAUUCUCCAUUAAAUUUGACAUGUACUCAUAUCUUCAGUUUAUGCAGGAAUGCUUCUGUGUCAGUUUGAAUGCCACAUCAAUAAUACAAGAGGACAGCACAUAGCUGGAUAUAUGACUAAAAAUCCUUCACUUAUACUGUUGAGACCACAGCCUUGCAGUUGUAUGUGAUGUGUGAUAGAGCCUGUCAUUCUGUUUCAUUUGCUCAAGACUUGUAAAAUCCAAGCACUGGCAGUACGUUGUGGGACUGCUGAUUAACUCUCUCUUUUUCAGGACUGAUUUUCUCUUUAGCCACUUGAUAAGUGUGGAAUCCAUAUUGUAAGGUUAACUGGCAGACCUUUUAAUAAGUUUGACAUGCACAUCAAAUGGUAAAGUUGCAGCCUUGUAAAAUUCUUGGUAUAAAUUGUCCCAUGCUAAGCUUGCAGUGAUAACUACUUACUUGGUUAGUGCAGUAUUUAAAGGCCUUCAGCGGCAUUCCUGUCUGCAGGAAGGUUAGGUUCACACAUUGUAAAAGUUGUAACAGAUGCUUUUUUCAUCCCA
Protopterus annectens (West African lungfish) is the source of this 8621-nucleotide messenger RNA. It is a transcript of the gene FBXL19, whose product is annotated as F-box and leucine rich repeat protein 19. Gene Ontology annotation, molecular function: protein binding; zinc ion binding; DNA binding. NCBI's taxonomy places the organism in Eukaryota, Metazoa, Chordata, Ceratodontiformes, Protopteridae. The record is from RefSeq and is a predicted model, not a curated record. The transcript is spliced from 9 exons. Gene Ontology annotation, biological process: regulation of transcription by RNA polymerase II; protein demethylation. The coding region runs from base 27 to 2003 and encodes 658 amino acids.